AUAAAAAAAUUAUAACUGGAGACUGAGAGGUGUGCCCGUUGUUUGUUUCGACUGACGUGUUAACCUCCUUCGUUCGACGAUAUUUCUUGGUUAAAUUUUCUAAUCAAGAAAAGGAGAGUAAUAUAGAAAUUACUAGAGGAUCGUUUAGCUUUGUCAUCGCCACGAUUUCUUAGUUUGCUGCGUGAUUUGGUUACGUUUCCAAAAGAUAACAAAACAAGAUGGUGUCUCUAAAUACAGGCUACGUGAAGUCCGUUCAGGGAAUUCUUAAAAUCUUGGAAAUUAUUACCAUCUGCGCGGCGUAUUCGUGUCUGGCUGAUUUUGACCGCGACAUAGUUGUAAUCGGAGGCAAAUAUGAAGGACGCUACGAUUUCUUCAUGGCAGUGUUUGUCAUCGGCUGGGCUGUUGUUUUGUUUGUGUUCUUUGUUUUCCUCCUUACUCUCGAAGGUAAAUUAACGACGGAAAAGAACUGGAACAUCAUGCUUCUGGUGUUUUCCGCGUUAUUUGCCUUGCUGUUUAUUAUCUCAUCUUCGCUCAUGGCGGACUUCCUUGAUGAUCUUUACGAUGCUCGCUGGCACAAGGUUAGCUGGUUGAAGCGACGCACAAACGUUCUGACCGUGUCCGUGUUUUUUGGCUUCGUUUCUGCUGCUCUUCUUCUGGUGGAUACUGUUCUAGUGUUCAUGAAAGUCAAGGGUUGAACAGAAGUAUUUCCGAGAGUCGUUAUUAACUGACAAUAUUUCUCAAAUAGAUUAAGAUAUUAAUUAGUGAAUAAUCAGUUAACAUCAUGGGUAGCCGUGUACGUAGUUAUGUAGUAACCUGUUCAGUUUUAUAAUUUAAUUUAAAUUUUUAAGGGGACAACGUUCUCGACAUCUCAUAGGAUUUUCUGAUUUAGUCGUGGACCGAACUUGGAGUACCUGUAAUUGUUAGUUGGUUCUUGUGUUAGUUCUGUGACCUUCCAUGGCUGUCUAACAGUCAAGACCUGCUGACACAUAUAUCGCCUUGUACUUAGUUUUAUUGUCCGUUUAAAAUUUGUCUAGGUUCCCUAUAGCUAGCUUUUAACAGUUGUUCUCAUGAACAUGUUUCGGUAGUCUUGCUGACCUGGGUUGAAACCCCCGCCUCCGGCGGGGGGGGGGGGGGGGGGGGGAGGGCAAUGGGAUGAAGACCGUGGAAAAUUUGAAAAUCUAUUUGUCUUGAGAAGCAUUUUGAUGACUGAAAAGUGCUUUUGU
Molecule: messenger RNA, 1223 nt
Organism: Orbicella faveolata
Lineage: Eukaryota; Metazoa; Cnidaria; Anthozoa; Scleractinia; Merulinidae
Cellular component (GO): membrane
Source: RefSeq, a predicted model, not a curated record